UGUGUCUGAGAUCAGCUGCUGUUCAGAAGACUUCAUCUAGUGAAGCACACUCUGCACGCACGAACUCAAAAUGUCCUACAUCUCUGAACUCCAAGUGUCUCUCAACAAAACUGAGGAAUAUGACCUUCAUGGACAAGGGUUUACAAAAAUCUUUGUUAAUCUGAACAAAGGAGCUGAGGGAAACACUGUGUAUCUUUGGUACAAAAAAGGCAACACUGCAAUCACCAGGAUUCAGAUUUCUUUCAACAAUGAGAUGACCAAGGGUCUGAUGGAUGCAGGGUUCCACAAGAUCAACAAAAACCUCAAUGAAGGAACAAGUGGAGACCAGCUCUACCUGUGGUACUACAAAGGAUCCUUAAAGUAUGACGUUCCCAUCACAGACCUUUUUGUCUCUACACAGGGAGCAGAUGAACCCAAAAUCUAUAAACAGGGCUGGGAGAGACUGGCCUGUGAUCUGAACCGGAGAGCUGGUGGAAACUGGAUCCACCUGUGGUUGAAGAGAGAGAAACCAACCUACAUCCAAGAAAUCAAGGCCACAAAUGAAUAUGCUGGAGAUGAUGAUAACUUCAAUGAGGGCUACAUCCGGGUGGAUGAAGACACCAACCGAGGAGCAGGAGGGCCUUCUGUCUUCAUCUGGUAUCGUCAGACCACUGAUCCAAAAGAGGCCAUCACUAAGAUGGCAAUCUCUACCAAUGAUGAUGAAUCCAAGAACUUGCAAAGUCAAGGCUAUCAAAUAGUUAACCGUGAUCUGAAUGAGGGGACCAAAGGAAAGGAGGUAUACCUGUGGUACAAAAACGACACCAGCAGCCCCAACACCAAGGCCAUCACUCUGCUCAUUAACGCAUCAGCUAAGCAGGUGUAUGAGAAAGACGGGAUCAAAGUCAUCAAUAAAAACCUUAACAGUGGAAACCACGGCGUUCCCAUGUACCUGUCUUAUUACCAGUGAGAAUCGUCAUGGUAACAGGGCUGAGCAUGCUCACUGAGCAGAAACCAGAGUCAAAGAUGUUCCUUUUUAAUCAGUUUAGUUUUUCUUUCCUUUCUGAAAUGAUGUUCAAUCACUGUGGUCUCAGAGGUUUGACUCCACCAACCAUCUCUGAUCCUACAAUCAAUCCAUCAGUCUGUUUGAUUUUAUAAAUGUUUGUUCUGAUGAUUGU
Archocentrus centrarchus (flier cichlid) is the source of this 1154-nucleotide messenger RNA. RefSeq lists its product as uncharacterized. The record is from RefSeq and is a predicted model, not a curated record. Lineage: Eukaryota; Metazoa; Chordata; Actinopteri; Cichliformes; Cichlidae. The transcript has 2 exons. The coding region runs from base 71 to 946 and encodes 291 amino acids.